CGCUUUUCCCACCGGGCACGCUCUCCCAGGCCGGGUCCACCAGCUAAUUGCUCAGGAAAUCCGCGCUGCUCAUUGUCGGGCUGUCCUUAAACUGCUAAUUCCGAACUGGGAGAGGCUCUGGAAGGGAAUCCGGGGCUAGUGCCCCGCGAGAGGGACCCACAGAGCCCCGCCGGGGGCGGGCUCAGCGCUAAUAACACAUCCCUGCCCAAUGGAAAGCGCUUCCUAUGGAGACCCCCAAGAGUUCCCCCUGCCCAGACAUCGGGGCCAUUCCUGCGUCCCGUUUUCCCAAGACACGAUGGCAGAGCUCGGCAGCGCCGAUCCCUGUCGGAACAAAGGCCGGGAAGCGGCUGCCACCCACCGCGGGGUUUAGGGAAGAACGGCUGAACUCCGGCAAUCCCGGAGGUUUUCCGCGUGGGAAUAACGCGGCCCGCGUUCCACAAAGGAUCCAUGGGGGCUGUCAGGGCGGGAUCCCGCUGAACCAGCGAGCCCUGGGAAUGGUGCCGCCCUGGAUGAAAAGAUCCGUGAUGGAGCCGUGGUAGCAGAGUGUCCAUCAGCCUCCCUGGAAUGCGUUCCCGGGGGAAGGGACGAGCUCACGGCCUUAUUUUAUGGAUGUCCCUGCAGUAGACUUUGAAGGCCUUUGGAAGCACAUCCCAAACUUGGCAUGGGAAACCACAGCAACAAUCAUACCUGUCUGACAGAUGAUUCCUUCAAGUACAACCUGUAUGGAGCCGUGUACAGCGUGGUUUUCAUCCUCGGCCUGAUCACAAACUGUGCCUCCCUCUUCGUCUUCUGCUUCCGCAUGAGGAUGAGGAGCGAGACCGCCAUCUUCAUGACCAACCUGGCGGUGUCCGACCUGCUCUUCGUGUUCACCUUGCCCUUUAAAAUCUUCUACAACUUCAACAGGCACUGGCCCUUCGGAGACAGCCUGUGCAAGAUUUCUGGCACGGCCUUUCUCACCAACAUCUACGGGAGCAUGUUGUUCCUCACCUGCAUCAGCGUCGACCGGUUCCUCGCCAUCGUGUACCCGUUCCGCUCCCGCACCAUCAGGACCAGGAGGAACUCUGCCAUAGUCUGUGCCGGGGUCUGGAUUCUGGUCCUCAGCGGUGGGAUUUCAGCUUCACUCUUCUCCACCACCAAUGUUUCCAACACCAGCACGACCUGUUUCGAGGGUUUCUCCAAACGCAUCUGGAAAACCUACCUGUCCAAGAUCACCAUAUUUAUUGAGGUGGUGGGGUUCAUCAUUCCCUUGCUCCUCAACCUCACGUGCUCCUCGUUAGUUCUCCGGACUCUGCGGAAACCCGCCACCUUGUCCCAGAUUGGGACAAACAAAGAGAAAGUACUGAAGAUGAUCGUUGUGCACGUGGCCAUUUUUGUCGUGUGCUUCGUGCCCUACAACUCCAUCCUGUUCCUCUACGCCCUGGUCCGGUCCCAGGCCAUCGCCAACUGCUCCCUGGAGAGGUUUGCACGGACCAUGUACCCCAUCACCUUGUGCAUCGCAACCCUGAACUGCUGCUUCGACCCCUUCAUCUACUACUUCACAUCAGAGUCCUUCCAGAAGUCGUUCAACAUAAAAACCCAGAUCAAAAUGGAUUCUCUUUUCAAGACAGAGACGCCUCUGACAAAGACGGCGCUGCCGGCGCCACAGGACGAGCUGAGUGACCAGGCCAUCACCAACGGGGGAGACCCCACCUCUGAAUCCCAUUUCUAGAGAGAUGUUUACACAUGGAGUUAUCCCCCGUUAGCUCUUGGUUGACACCCCGUGUGGGAGAGCUGCUCCACAACACGUGGGUUCACACAUGGUGUCGGUGAAGAAAAGCUGCUGGGGGACAACUGCACCCCCAGACAAACCCUCCCCCAGGGAUGGUCCCGUCGGACUCAAUGGCUGAACACGAAAUACAAAAAUCCCAGUGGAUCUCCCUCUGGAGAUCACGGAUAGGCAACAACACGUGCACCAACCAAGGAGGAAACAGAACGACUUGAAUCCCCAAAUGCCAACAUUUGGCAUUCUUCCCCCCGGCAGUUGACGUGGGACCGGUUGGGAAAUAGAAAAUUUCAUUUUCCUGGAGAUUCCUGCCAAUAUUUCCUGGCUUCUGGAGAUGCAUCAUCGUAUGUUAACUCAGUAACUUCACACAAUAUGUAUGUUUGCUUAAAAAGGCAUAAUAAAAGCUUGUGGCUUUUCCUUAUUCCACUGCAAGAGUGUGCAGCCUGGUUUUCCUAGAGACAGGAAUUUACUGUGUGGAGAAGUUUGAAGUGUAAAUAACUGUUUUGAAAGUAGACAAAAGAGUUGCUUGGUGACAGAAGAGAAAAAUAAUAAGAGAAAACAUAAUUAAUAACGCAGUGUUGAAAUAAGUUUCAUUUUUGCAAGAUUAAGCUGCCUUUUAAUUUAUUUUAAAUUUAAAUGCCACCUCAAGGGAGAAGGAAAGAGUGAAAAGUUCUGUUGUACUUGGGGUUUUAUAUUCCAGGGGCUUAUAUAUGAUUAUUUCUGAGAAGGGCUGGGCUAUACAAAGUCAGCUGGAAAAGGGCCUGAACUCCAGGAUUCUUCUAAGGGCAAAGCUCUUGUGUGGAAACCAAGAGCAGCUGAAGGACCACGGAGCAGUGACCUCACUGGAUUAUGGACAACUGGUGUCAGAGCAGCCAAUUAGGAGAAAAUCUUGUGAGUGAUUGCUUAAUGGGUUUUGCUACACAGUCAGUUAAUUAAAAGGGCUCAAAGUCACUCCCCAAAAACAGUAAAUCAAUUUGCUGCACUCUUUUCUUAGUUGGCUACAGCAACGUUGUCUUGUUUUCCAAUUCAUUUAUUCCAUUUCUUUUUAUAGAUGAGUGAAAAAUAUGGAAAGUUAACUGUCUGCAGUCAUUCCAUUUGAUCAGAUGGUUCAUUUCUCCAGCUAUUGGUUCAUAGUUGAAGCUUUGCUGACCUUCACAGGCUGAUUCAUUCUUAAGUGUGAGAUGCACAAACGAGGAAAACAAUUUAAAUUGGACAAAGUAUAAAGUUACAACUUGUUAGAUCAGCAAUCUACCUUUUCCACGGGACAGCAUAAAGCUACUUCUAGGACUAUGCUGCCAAAAAAAAGAGAGACUAAGUAUUAAUUGAACAGAUGUUUUCCACUCAA
Lepidothrix coronata (blue-crowned manakin) is the source of this 3107-nucleotide messenger RNA. RefSeq names its product lysophosphatidic acid receptor 4 (gene LPAR4). NCBI's taxonomy places the organism in Eukaryota, Metazoa, Chordata, Aves, Passeriformes, Pipridae. Bases 662 to 1708 code for a protein of 348 amino acids. The transcript has 2 exons. Gene Ontology annotation, molecular function: lysophosphatidic acid receptor activity. Gene Ontology annotation, cellular component: membrane. The record is from RefSeq and is a predicted model, not a curated record. Gene Ontology annotation, biological process: positive regulation of Rho protein signal transduction; phospholipase C-activating G protein-coupled receptor signaling pathway.